Molecule: messenger RNA, 1497 nt
Organism: Elephantulus edwardii (Cape elephant shrew)
Lineage: Eukaryota; Metazoa; Chordata; Mammalia; Macroscelidea; Macroscelididae
Gene: TANK
Product: TRAF family member-associated NFKB activator
Exons: 7
Coding region: 46-1311 (421 amino acids)
Biological process (GO): canonical NF-kappaB signal transduction
Source: RefSeq, a predicted model, not a curated record
GUCAUAUACUCUAUCCUUUAUAGUGAUGCUACAGGACACAGAGGAAUGGAUAAAAACAUUGGUGAGCAACUCAAUAAAGCUUAUGAAGCAUUUCGACAGGCAUGCAUGGAUAGAGAUUCUGCUAUAAAAGAACUACAACAAAAGACUGAGAACUAUGAGCAGAGAAUUCGUGAGCAACAGGAACAGCUGUCACUUCAACAAACUAUUAUUGACAAGCUAAAAUCACAGUUACUUCUUGUGAAUUCCAGUCGAGAUAAUAGUUAUGGCUAUGAUCCUCUGCUUGAAGACAGUGACUCAAGGAAGAAUAAUUUGACUCUUGAUCUGCCACAUGAUAAAGUGAUAUCAGGAAUACCAAGAGAAAAGCAAUUAAAGGUAAAAAGACAAGAGAUUUCUUCUCCUAGAAAAGAAACAUCACCAAGGAGUCUUGGCAUUCCUUUAUUUCAUGAAAGGGAUUAUAUAGAGAAGACUUUCUGGGAUCUGAAAGAAGAAUUUCAUAGAAUAUGCAUGCUAGCAAAAGCACAGAAAGAACACUUAAGCAAACUUAAUGUACCAGAAAUUGCAAAUGAAACACAGUGCUCUGUGCCUAUACAGUGUACGGAUAAAACCGAUAAACAAGAAGCGCUAUAUAAGCCUCAGGCUAAAGAUGGUAUAAAUAGAGAUGCACCAUGCAGCACAUCUGUCACACCAAGAGGACUGGGCCGAGAUGAAGAAGAUACCUCCUUUGAAUCACUUUCUAAAUUUAAUGUCAAGUUUCCACCUAUGGACACUGACUCUCCUUUCCUGCAUAGCACUCCAGAGAGACCCAGAAUUCUUGGUCCUGCCACAUCUGAGACAGUGUGCCAGGACACAUUUAAUAUGGAGCCCAGAAACAACCCAGGAAACUUGGUUAAAACAGAAGAAACUUUAUUUGACAAUCAGGGAAUUGAGCCCAUAGCUUCAGCUAUACAAAACCUUAAAACAACUGACAAAUCGAAACCUUCAAAUCUUAUAAACACUUGUGUCAGGACAGCUCUGGACAAAGCUCCGUGUUUGCCACCUGGAAACCAUGUAUAUGUAAAUACAUUCCCACUCCAGGGUCCGUCUGAUGCACCUUUUCCCUCAUUUGAUUCCUCAGGAAGAGCUAUCCGAGGACCACAGCAGCCUGUUUGGAAGCCCUAUCCUAAUCAAGACAGUGACUUACUAAGUGGUACAGACUCAGAACUACAUAUACCUCGAGUAUGUGAAUUCUGUCAAGCAGUUUUCCCACCAUCCAUUACAUCUAGGGGGGAUUUCCUCCGGCAUCUUAAUUCACACUUUAAUGGGGAGACUUAAAACAAAUUUACAAACAGAUAUUUCAGGUUCUAUGCAAUGAUUUUGGGGUUUGUAAUUCUAUAAAUACUUGAUUGUAAACUAAGUUUAAGGAUGUUUAUAGAAAAAUUCAAUGCUGCAGCUAUUUGAAUUUUUUUUCCCCUAAACUUAAAUUUGGUGACUUUGUCAUCUUUUAAAAGAUCAUUCUGU